AUGUUAAAACCUAAAGCGAGUUCUAUAUAUCAUCAAAGUUACCUCAGCCCUUUAGAAACUUCUGAACUUGAUUAUCUAACUUUAGAAGAUGACUCGCUUAAGUCAAAAUCUCCAAGGAGCGAAAACAACUCUCAAGAUUUGCACUUUGCCAUUACUGCUACAGAAUUUACACCUAGAAGCCCUUCAAGUGCCAAAAAGCUGUGAAAAAGAGCCUUUUUUAAAAUAAGAAUAGGACGAGCAAUAGAGAAAUUUAAAAAGGAAAUUAUGCUUUUUGGGACCUCAAACGAGGUCUUUGAUCAAGAUAAAAAAUUUAAGCAAAACCUUGAUAAAAUAUUCCAAAAAAAAGUCGACAAAGAAGAAGAUUUUAGGUUCAAAAAAGUGGAAGAAGAAGAAAAGAAUAUUCCUUGGUAUAUAUUAAAUCCUUGCGGACGUUUUAAAAGAACUUGAAAUUCUUUCCUAACAAUAACUCUAUUAUACACUGCUGUUAUUAUGCCAUAUAGAAUGGCAUUUUCAGAUGUCGUUUUCUUUGACGUGUGGACUUCAAUAGAAAUAUCAAUUGAUCUUCUAUUUAUGGUAGAUGUAAUGCUGAAUUUUAUAAGUGGGGUAUAUAGUUCUGAAGAAGUUCUUCAUACUGAUUUAAAAUACAUCAUCUUGAAGUAUUUAAAAGGUUGGUUUAUAAUCGAUGUCAUUUCAAGCGUCCCCUAUACUUUAGUUGAUUAUUGAACAGGAGGUGAUGGAAACUCUUCUGCUCAUCAAAAUAAUUUUGUGAAGCUUAUGAGGGUCCCAAGGCUUUAUAAGCUGCUGAGAAUUGUAAGAGUUGCUAAAGCUGUCAAGCAUUACAAAACGAAUGACCUUGCUGAAAAAGUCCAAGAUCGUUUACAGCUAAAUUCAAGAGUGUACAAACUCGUGACAUUUUUGGUGUCAGUUUGCCUGUGCGUUCAUAUAGUAGGCUGCUUAUGAUUUUUUUUUGCCAGGCUUAAUAAUUUUUCUCCGGAUACAUGGGUUGUUAGAUGUAAUUACUUAGAUAAUAGCGCAGAUGUUCAAUAUAUUGCAAGUAUAUAUUGGGCUAUGACAACAGUAACUACUGUAGGAUAUGGAGAUAUUUCAGGAAGAACUGAACUAGAACAGAUUUUAUCUAUGAUUUGGAUGCUCAUAGGAAUAGGCUUUUAUUCUUUCACAAUCGGAUCGCUCUCUUCAUUUUUGACAGCAAUUGAUACAAAAGACUCUAUUUUAGCUUCAAAGCUGGCAGCAAUCCAUGAGUUUGCCUUAGAAACUGGGAUUUCUGACGAUUGUAGGAAUCGAAUAAGGCAAAUUAUUAAAUAUAAUAACAGUAAGGUAGGAACAGUAUGAAGUGACAAACAUUCUUUAUUCAGUGAGCUCCCAAAAUCGCUGCGAUAUGAAGUAAGCGCUACCAUGUAUAAUGGUGUCGUCAAAACACUAAUAUUUUUCAAAAGCCAAGACCCUGCUUUUGUAGUCUCCUUAAUGCCUCUUCUAAAACCUUUGCUGCAUAAAGAUUUAGAAUAUUUAUGACUAGAAGGAACUUAUCCUGAUGAAAUUUUUUUUAUCACCAAAGGGAGAGUGAAUUUUGUGUUAGAAGGCAAUGAAGUGUGCUAUAAAUCAUUUUUAAAAGGUUCAUAUGUAGGGGAUAUUGAGAUCCUGACUGAAAUUUCAGUCAGAGAAAGCAAUGCUCAAGCAUGUGGGGAUUCUGAAUUUUUAGUAUUGUCGAAACACGAUUUUCUUGAUAUUUUGGAUGAUUUUCCUGAUCAAAAGAGGUAUCUAACUCAGGUUGCUAGAGAAAGAGCAGUUAGAAAUUCAAAAGCGAAAGAAGAACUUAUUACUUUGAUGCAGAUUAAAAAAGUGGAAGGGAGCCUAAAGCGUUUGGAAGGAAAAGGCAGCAUUUUUGACAGGCAGCUGAGAGAGGUAUCAACUGUAGUGAUUCGAGAUCGGCUUGGUGUGAUUGAAGAUACAGUUCAAACGAACGUAAAUAUGCUUGACGAUAUGAAGAUUCGAGUUUCUUCUAUUGAAAAUAGUAUUCAAGAUCUUUUGUUAUUAGUAAAACCACCAAAAAUAAAGAAGAAAAGAACAGCACUUGGGACUAUUGUCGAAAAAAAGAUGAGCACAAAUUUUGAUAUGUAA
This is a messenger RNA of Blepharisma stoltei, 2136 nucleotides long. The record is from the annotation of a GenBank genome assembly. Lineage: Eukaryota; Ciliophora; Heterotrichea; Heterotrichida; Blepharismidae.